Schistocerca serialis cubense is the source of this 2322-nucleotide messenger RNA. Its product is annotated as F-box/LRR-repeat protein 17-like. Bases 6 to 1172 code for a protein of 388 amino acids. NCBI's taxonomy places the organism in Eukaryota, Metazoa, Arthropoda, Insecta, Orthoptera, Acrididae. Gene Ontology annotation, molecular function: protein binding. The record is from RefSeq and is a predicted model, not a curated record. The transcript is spliced from 5 exons.
UGGCCAUGAGCUCUCCUGGUAUACCUUUGAGAACAUCAGAGGAUGCCGAUACAGUUUUUAACAGCAGUGUCUUUCCCAUGUCUACUGCAGAUGGGGAUAAAAUAUCAGGUGUGCCACUGGUUUCAGACCUCGAACUGAAUGACAGAAGACAUUCGGAAGGAGAUGGUCCUUUACGAGCAGCCAGUAGCACUUCGAAACAGGACUGCAGAGGCACCACUGUAGAUGACCUGCCAGAUGAACUGAUGCUGGAGAUUUUCUCAUAUGUGAGCUUCAGUGAAAACAUUAAAGUUUUACAGAACGUGUGUACUCGCUGGAGAAUUCUGGCCCAGGACGCUCAUUUGUGGUUUCACGAGAAGUACAUUGUUAGACAGGAAACGAGUGAAGAGGAGGCUAUUGCGACAUUUGCUGCUGCACCACAGCUGCGAUCUGUGAUUCUGGACAAAGAAGUCUCACCCAGGGUCUUUGAGGCUCUAUCCAGAAGCUGCCCACACCUGACCACUUUGGAGAUGAAUCUUUUUCAGAUGCUGACUUGCUCGAGAGAUCCGCACAUUGUCCAUUUCCGUGAGGGGCUCCAGGCGAACAUGAGGUUGUUGGACGCCGUGGCACGGCUGGCACACCUGCGAGUGCUGCACAUACAGCAUGUUGAAAUUGCAGACGAGGUGAUUCCGCUGCGCAUUUUAGCUGAGGGCUGCCCACAUAUAUGUGAUUCGCGCCUCAGUGGCAGUUGUGGCCUAUGCUACCGGAUUCAAGAUGCCGAGUACUUCAUCAGUUCCCAUAAAUGUGUGGUCAAGCGCCUGCGUACCAGGUUGACAUCAGUUGAGGGCAGGAAUAGACGAUUGCAGAAACUACAGCAGCUUCAGCUGAGUUACAUUGUGGAGGAGAAGAUGGUGUGUGCUGUGGCAGAGCACUGCCCUGAUCUGCAAGAACUUGAACUGCUCAGAUGCGAGGGACACACGGACGCUCUUUUUGAGCCACUCCACCAACUCAAAAAGCUGGAAACAGAGCUGGAGAUAGACUACUGUGAUGGAGACCAAGACGUGCUGGACAGAAUUAGUGCCCAGAUGCCAGACCUGAGGGUGAAGGGCACCCUCUGGGCACCCAUCACAGAUGAUAGUUACGAAGAGGGUGACUACGUCACAGAUGAUAGUUACGAAGAGGGUGACUACGAGUGACACCAUUUCCAGCGUCUGCGCUCACUCGGCACCUGGAGCUGGGGAGCUGUGGGACUGGCACACUGCUGGAAGCUGCACUGGUGUUCCAAAGACCCUGACUACAAAACUCAGCCUGUGCUCCAUUUUUUAGUGUUGUCAGCUUCAGCAGGGUAUUGGAUGCCUGAAAUAAGGAAUGGGAAAGGGGAACAAAAGACAAUAUAACAAUGGUGAAGACUUUAGUAACUGUAGAUGUGUCAAGUGCCUCGGUUUUGUUUUAAGUUAUUCUAUUUACUUAUCAAUGACUUGAGUGACUCUGUGUUAUUGGAAAUUCUACCGGCACAAAUAAAAAUUAGUUUUUGGAGUAUUAUGAGUGGCAGCCAAUCCUUUUAAUACUGUGUGGCUGAAAAAUUUCCCUACAUAAUUCUAGGUUCGAGUUUUUGAUUAUGUAGUGAUGUCUGCCUACAUUCACUAAAUGUUGUGAUGAUUCCACUAAAAGGAAACUUGUGAUUUUUUUUAUUAUUUAAAAGACAAAUAAUUGUUUUCUUCCUUAAGGAUUUUGUUGUGAGGUGACAUUAUUCAAAGCAACAAAGAAAAUAUAUUUGAAUUUAAACGUAACAACAGUUGCCAAGGAUGUACAGGUAUGUGUUUGUGGUAUGAUUUGGUAGAGGGAAAGGGUUGGCACUCUUAGGCUGUGAGUGAAGGACCUCAAAGGAUUAACUGUCUUCAGAGUCCCGUCUUGCCAUAUAAACUGUGAUUUUUCCUAAAUUGUAAAAUCCUGUAGUUUCUGGAAAAGAUUCCUACAAGAGUGCCUCGGUUUUUAUUUUAUUUAUUUAUUUUUUAAAUGGCUGUAGGUGAUGUAUUUCUCCAUCUCUAAUAGUUUUGCCCUCCUUAUCAUGAUGAACUGCAAUGAGUGUUUCUUCAGGUUUCCAGAAUAUUACCCAUUGAGAUAAAAAUUUCCAAUCUCUUUCCAGCCUCCAUUGCCAGUUCAGACUUUCUGUGACAACUAUAUUUUGCCUUCUUACUUCAGUUACCAUUGUCUGGUUUUACACAGCUCUCCAACCUAGUCUGUCCUCUGCUUUUCUCUUCAUAACUGUAUAACUUGUGUGCCCUACAUCCCCUUGAAGCUGUUAAUUGUAGUCAAGCUUUGUUUUUCUUCAAAAUAUUAAUACAU